This is a messenger RNA of Pediculus humanus corporis (human body louse), 1665 nucleotides long. RefSeq names its product serine/threonine-protein kinase polo, putative. Bases 1 to 1665 code for a protein of 554 amino acids. NCBI's taxonomy places the organism in Eukaryota, Metazoa, Arthropoda, Insecta, Psocodea, Pediculidae. Gene Ontology annotation, cellular component: cytoplasm; centrosome; spindle pole. The record is from RefSeq and is a predicted model, not a curated record. The transcript has 8 exons. Gene Ontology annotation, biological process: regulation of cytokinesis; mitotic cell cycle; protein phosphorylation. Gene Ontology annotation, molecular function: ATP binding; protein kinase activity; protein binding.
AUGGAUUUGGAACCUGGACCGGGAGACAUAGAAAGUCGUUUGGGCAUUUACAGGGUUCGAAGUAGAGAAGUACGUCUGAGUCAGGUUUUGAGAGAAGUCGACAUACACGGUUUGAUGAAUCAUUCGAACGUCGUUCAAUUGGAAUCCUAUUUCCAAGAUCGUACAAAAUUUUACAUGGUUUUAGAACAUUGCGAAUUGAACACUCUGGCUUCCCUAUUACGAUAUCGCGGAAGAUUAGAAGAAAACGAAACUAGGAAAUUAUUAAAACAAUUAUUAGACGGUCUCAAACACAUACACGAUCGCGGAAUCAUACACAGAGAUUUGAAACCUGCUAACAUAUACCUAACUCAGGAUUACACGUUGAAAAUCGGCGAUUUCGGUUUGGCGGAUAGAAUACGUAGUAAAAACAAAGGGAUAUGCGGAACCCCGAAUUACAUAAGUCCGGAGGUUCUCAUGGAACAAGGUUACACGACUGCUGUCGACGUGUGGGCUGUGGGUUGCAUAGCUUAUAGCAUGGUAUGCGGUAGGCCACCUUUCGAAGCCGAAACUCCGGCUGCCACUUAUGAUCUCAUUCGAGCACAUCAUUAUUCAGCAAUUCCGUCUUCUCAGGCUGGUGCGGCUCUGAGGCAUUUAAUUAGUUGGAUGCUUGCAUUUCAACCCGAGGAUAGACCGUCCAUUCCUUUCAUACAAAAUCACGUUUGGAUGAGGAGAAAUAGAGAAAUCAUUUGCUCAACGUGGUCGAGGUGUCACAAGAAAAGAAAAGAAAGCAUGGAAAAAGCUCCGAUUGCGGAAAUAAGUUGCGAAACGACAAUGAGACUAAGCGAAAAUUCAGACGAUGAGGAAUCUGAUAGAGAUAAAGAUGACGUGACUGAAAAUCGUAAAGAAUUUUCUUUUUGGAGAAAUCUAUUGGAAAAAGCAAAAUCUCAUACGAAAUCUUUAACUUACGAAGACGUCAACAACAGACCCGUUUUUCAUCAUUUAAGGAGCAGAGUGUAUUUUGCAAUGAGUUCGAAAAAGAGAAUGCCUAUAAAAAAAGGAGUUGAAGAGGUUCUCAAAGGGAAUCCGGCACCGAAAAAUAAUCAAAUUUCUGACACAUCCGAAGUGUUUUAUCCAGUUUUCAUAUCUAAAUGGAUAGAUUACAGUAAUAAAUACGGAUUUGGAUAUCAAAUGUCGGAUGGUACGACGGGUGUUUUUUUCAACGACUCUUCACAAAUUAGUUUAGACGGAACGAAAACGUGCAUCACAUGGUGCAGAGGAAACAAGAAAACAGUUUAUCCCGUCCGAACAGUGCCUGUACGCCUCCAGGGCAAAGUACUUUUACUUAGUUAUUUUACCGAUUACAUGGACAAUCACUUGUCGAGCGGAGUAACAGAAGAUUACAGAAUCGAACCCCCUUCGAAAGCGACACCCCUUUUACGACAGUGGAUGAGAAACGAUAAAAUAAUUUUAUUCGAAAUGGCUGACGGACUUUUACAAAUUAAUUUUUUUAGAGAUCAUUACAAAAUGAUUUUGUACGAAGAAAAUAAGAAUGGAAAACAAAUCGUUUUAGUCGUUAUCGAUGAUGAGAAAAAAAUUAAAAAAUAUAAUUUGUCAACAAUGGGGAGUAGCACAGAAUGUCCGGAAGAUGUAUUAAGUCAUUUAAUGUACGUUUAUACUCUCCUGUAG